Grus americana (Whooping crane) is the source of this 2956-nucleotide messenger RNA. It is a transcript of the gene KIF18B, whose product is annotated as kinesin family member 18B. The record is from RefSeq and is a predicted model, not a curated record. The transcript is spliced from 16 exons. Bases 155 to 2677 code for a protein of 840 amino acids. Lineage: Eukaryota; Metazoa; Chordata; Aves; Gruiformes; Gruidae. Gene Ontology annotation, molecular function: microtubule motor activity; ATP binding; microtubule binding. Gene Ontology annotation, biological process: microtubule-based movement.
CGAGCGGCCAAUCAGGAAGGAGGGCGGGACCUGCUGAGACGUUUGAAAGCGGAGCGGCGGAAGUGGCGGAGUGUGAGUGGUCCCCUGGACGUGGGAGCCCAGAGCCGUGUCCUCCAGCCAGCAGUGUGCCCACACCCCAUCUCCCCCUGUCCUCAUGGCGCUGGGCACCGUGGCCGUCAUGGUGCGCGUGCGGCCCCCUGCCCCCUGUGAGCGAGAGCGGGCCGCGCACCCCAUCCUGAACGUCGUCGACCAACACAUCCUUGUCUUCGACCCCGAGGAGGCCAGCGGCCCCUCUGGCAGCAUGCUGCCCACCCAUGGGCCCAAGCAUCAGGGCAAGGACCUGAAGUUCGUCUUCGACCGGGUUUUUGGGGAGGGGGCCACGCAGGAGGAGGUGUUCCAGCACACCACCCACGAGGUGUUGGACAGCGUCCUCAAUGGCUACAACUGCUCCGUGUUUGCCUACGGCGCGACGGGAGCAGGAAAAACCUAUACCAUGCUGGGCUCGGAAAAGAGCCCCGGCAUCAUGUACCUCACCAUGAUGGAGCUGUACAAGAGGAUUGAAGCCAGAAAGGAGGAGAAGAGCUGCGAGGUCCUUGUCUCCUACCAGGAGGUGUACAACGAACAGAUCCAUGACCUGCUGGAGCCCAAGGGCCCUCUGGCCAUCCGGGAGGAUCCUGAGAAAGGAGUUGUGGUUCAGGGUCUGUCCUUCCACCAGCCCGCGUCGGCAGAGCAGCUCCUGGAGAUGUUGGCCAACGGCAACAAAAACCGGACGCAGCAUCCCACUGAUGCCAACGCUACCUCGUCCCGCUCUCACGCCAUCUUCCAGAUCUACGUGAAGCAGCAGGACCGCAUUGGUGGCCUCACUCGUGAUCUACAAGUGGCCAAGAUGAGCUUGAUUGAUCUGGCAGGCUCGGAGCGAGCUUCGGUUGCCAACACCAAGGGAGAGCGGCUCCGGGAGGGCGCCAACAUCAACCGCUCGCUGUUGGCUCUCAUCAACGUCAUCAACGCGUUGGCUGACGCAAAGAGCAAGAAAACCCACAUCCCAUACCGGGACAGCAAGCUCACGCGCUUGCUGAAGGAUUCCAUCGGUGGCAACUGCCGCACCAUCAUGAUUGCUGCUGUGAGUCCCUCCACGCUGUCCUAUGAGGACACCUACAACACGCUCAAGUACGCCAACCGGGCCAAGGAGAUCAAGCUGUCGCUGAAGAGCAACGUGCUCAGCUUCGACUGCCACGUCAGUAAAUACGCCGUGAUCUGUGAGCAGCUGAAAGCGGAGGUGGCAGAUCUGCGGGCAAAGCUCCGCGCCUACGAGGACGCUGCCCGGGAGUCACAGAGCCAGGCGCCGGUGGUGCUGGCUCCCCUCGGCUUGAGCCCAGUGGAGCUGCCCAGGUUGGAGGAAGCUGUCCCGCAGACACGCUUGCCCCUGGAUGAUCAGAGGGAGAGCGAUGGGAAGCAGCGGGAGCUGGAAGCUGGAUGGCCUGUGCAGCUGCGCCUGGAAUCGGAGCAGCAGGCUCCAGAGGAAAUGCCUCCCAGCAGCCCCAGAGCUGCCCACCGGACAGAUCUCCAGCCGGAACCAAAGAAACCAAGCUGCCUUCAACAGGGGUUGUCCGGCAGCCAGACAGAGACGCUUCUGGCUGCAAUCCUGAGCGUUGCGCGGAAGCAGUAUUCCCUCCUGAAGGAUGCCAACCUCCUUACUCCUGACAUGGUUUCUGAAUUUGAGGAGCUGGAGCGCCUGGUGCAUCAGGAGACCGGUGUAAGCCCGGAGCAAGCCACGUCUCCAAACAGACCUGCAGAGGCCAGCGGGGCCAGCCCAGUCCCGAGGGUGCAGCAGGGCUGCGACGCAGAGGCAUCUGUCACCUUGCCCAGUGCCCCAGUGACCAGCGCCACCCUGCAGUGCUUGCAGCAGCUCGUUCCGCUCUCCAGUGCCACGCCGAUGGCUCCCAGCCCGGUUAAGAAGAGGAGGAGGUCUGAGAUGAGCGGCUCUUCCCAAUCGGGAACUCCCCGCAACCUCAAAAGGCGGGUGAAACGCCAGCGGAGACGUGGGAAAGAAGCAGAGACCCCCAUGGAGACGCAGAGCCCAGGCAGCCCCUGUCUCAAAGCAGCAGCCCCGGCACCCCCCAUCUCCCCGGUGCCAUCGUGUUGCACCUCCAAAGUCUGCGUGCCGACGGUCACCAAAAGCCGCCUGCCCCUGGCGAUGUCGGCUGCCCAAAACCGCUGCACCCUGCCUGCUCUGCCCAUCCAUGACCUGAAUGCGACUUUUGAGAUCUGCGAGGGCGAUGAGGCCAGCCUGGCUGCCUUCAGCCUGCCUGGGUUCCCUGCCAGGGAGAACGUCCAGAGCCUCCUGAACAAGCAGGACGACCCCUCGGUGCCCAAAACCUGCGUCCCAGCAUUUGCCGUGAGGGGAUCCUCCAUCCCCAAGCCCGCCUUGGUCUCCAAAGCAUCCGCCCAGAAGCGGAGACGAGUGGAGAGCUCUGCUGUCUCCUCCCUGCCCAGGUUCCAGAGCCGCGUCGCCCAAUUCUCGAGCAGCGGCCAGCGACCUGCGCAGCCCUCCCACGUCCCGGAACAUCCUUCGGGUGCUCUCGCCUGGAAAGGCAGCAAGAGGACCACCAAAGCGCUGGCAGCACUCGGCCGUGCCCCCCCUGCUCCCACCCCCCAGCCAAUGAAGCUCUUAUGCUGAUGGCCUCCACGUCCCACAUCCCAACCCAGGUCCCAAACUUUUUCGUUUUUCUGGGACCCCUGUCCCCCCACCCCCCUUCCCCCCUGAAGUCACCCUGGUUGUGUUCCCCAUUGCAUGUACCCCCCCCCCUCAGUGCAGCCCUGUGUAUUUUUGCAGCAGAUGGAUUAUUGCUGUUCCCUCUCAGCCCCUCUCUAAUCCGCGCCGGGGUGUCGAGUGCUAACAGAUGGGUGAUGCUAAGAAAUAACACGCGCUUUUAAUAAAUCCUUUCGUUUCAAAGCA